Vigna radiata var. radiata (mung bean) is the source of this 2021-nucleotide messenger RNA. RefSeq names its product 3-ketoacyl-CoA synthase 12. The record is from RefSeq and is a predicted model, not a curated record. The transcript has a single exon. NCBI's taxonomy places the organism in Eukaryota, Viridiplantae, Streptophyta, Magnoliopsida, Fabales, Fabaceae. Gene Ontology annotation, cellular component: membrane. Gene Ontology annotation, molecular function: acyltransferase activity, transferring groups other than amino-acyl groups. Gene Ontology annotation, biological process: fatty acid biosynthetic process. The coding region runs from base 280 to 1689 and encodes 469 amino acids.
AUUUUUAAAAGUAGAGAGUAAACUGAAUAUCAAAACUUAGCUUAGGAAUAAAAAAGGGUUUAAACCGUUUAAAAAAAAUGAUGUUUGUAAAUAUUAGAGUGAGUUGUUGGGGGUUGAGACACUGACAUGACAAGGUGUCUUAGGUCUAUCUUCACAUGCCCAUUGUCCAACUCAUUCACCCACUCCAACCCUUCUUAUAAAACAUACACAGACCUUCUAAUUUUUAAUCCACCAUAAUUCUCUUCUUCAAAUCUCUUAUUCUCUCUCCAACACUCUCCCAUGGAGUUGCUCUAUCUACUGUACCUCGUCCCAACGUUGUACUCAUGUUUACUCAUCUGGAAAAUGUUGGAGGAGAGACGCGACAGGGAGUGUUACAUCUUGAACUACCAAUGCUACAAGCCCCCCAACGACCGCAUGCUGGGCACCGAGUUCUGUGGGAAACUCAUCAAACGCUCCGAAAACUUGGGUCCCAACGAGUACCGUUUUCUGUUGAAGGCCAUCGUCAGCUCCGGCAUCGGCGAACAGACUUACGCGCCAAGAAACAUCUUCGAGGGUAGAGAGGCAACGCCCACAUUGCACGACAGCAUCCAAGAGAUGGAAGAGUUCUUCAACGACGCCAUCGCUAAGCUUCUCGCCAAAUCCAAAGUCUCCCCCUCCGAGAUCGACGUCCUCGUCGUCAACAUCUCCAUGCUCGCCGCUCUCCCCUCUCUCUCCGCGCGCAUCAUCAACCGCUACAAGCUCCGCCACGACGUCAAGGUCUACAACCUCACCGGCAUGGGUUGCAGCGCCAGCCUGAUCUCCAUGGACAUUGUGAAAAACAUCUUCAAGACGCAGAGGAACAAGCUGGCCUUGUUGAUCACCUCGGAGUCCCUCAGUCCCAACUGGUACACCGGAAACGACAGAUCCAUGAUCCUCGCCAACUGCCUGUUCCGCUCCGGCGGCUGCGCGAUUCUCUUGACCAACAAACGGUCCUUGAAGGACAGAGCCAUGCUGCGGUUGAAGUGCCUGGUGAGGACGCACCACGGUGCCAGAGAAGAGGCUUAUGGUUGUUGUGUUCAGCGGGAAGAUGAGCAGGGAAGGCUAGGGUUUCACCUUGGGAAGACGCUUCCGAAGGCUGCCACGCGAGCCUUCGUUGAUAAUCUUCGAGUGAUAGCACCCAAGAUAUUACCCGUCCGUGAGUUGCUCAGGUUUCUGUUCAUGUCGCUUAUAAAAAAACUGAACAAGAACAACACUCCCAAGUCUGCGGUCACCGGAGCUACAAAAUCUCCGUUGAACUUCAGAACAGGGGUGGAUCACUUUUGCUUGCAUACGGGAGGAAAAGCGGUGAUCGACGGCAUUGGAAUGAGCUUGGAUCUGAGCGAGUACGACCUGGAACCGGCGAGGAUGACGCUGCACCGGUUCGGGAACACGUCGGCGAGUAGCUUGUGGUACGUGUUAUCGUAUAUGGAAGCGAAGAAGAGGUUGAAAAAGGGUGACACGGUGUUCAUGAUAAGCUUUGGAGCAGGCUUUAAAUGCAACAGCUGUUUGUGGGAGGUGAUGAAGGACCUGGGAGACCCAAAUGUGUGGGACGAUUGCAUUGAUGACUACCCACCAGAGACACUGGACAACCCCUUCAUGAAGACCUAUGGUUGGAUCAACGAGGUUGAAGACCCCUACACUUACGAAAAUAUCCCUGAUUUUCUCAAGUGAAUUACUGUUCCAAAAACCGACCCUCUUCAUUCUUUAGAUCUCUCCUUACAGGUGCAUUCAUGUAAUUGUGCAUUCAAUUUUUCUGUAAACUAUACACUUAUUAUUAUUAUUAUUAUUAUUGUUGUUGAACCCAGGCCUCUAGGGUUCAUUACCCAAUAACGUGUGCUGCUUCUAACACCGUCAAGAAGCUAGCCACACUGUCAGAAGGGUACUACAUAUGCUUUUUCUUUCUUUUUUUACUUUUACUUUCGUUUGCAUUAUUUGUUUCAAAUCUGUUAUAAUAACCCGUUUCUUUUUUCUUUCACACAAAAUCUAAUAACUUUUCCUAGCUU